AAAGAACAUAACACUAUUUAAGUUGUCAAUCUAAUUUUUAAAUAUGGAUUACUGGAUGAUAUUAUUUUGCACGUACAUAUUUAUAUCCAAUUCUUGUAUUCAACGUAAUUCUGCCCUCUAUUCAAUAAAAGAAAAGUGUUCGGACAAAAGAAUAAGAUGUUUGGAUAAUACACGAUAUAGGUUUUGCUUUCGUACCAGUAAGUCAGUAGUUAUAGAGUAUGGAAACAUAAAGUAUUGUCCAAAAUCUACGAGGUGCUGUGAAGUUACCGGAAAAUCACCGUGUAUUAAACAAGAAAACAACGCAACGACUGUAACAUUCCAAAUGAUAGAUCCAGAUUACGAAAUCACCAAGACAACUGAAACUACCAUUAACAAUCAAAGUAUAACUGCUGUUAACACAACUCCUUUUAUUCAACAAUAUGAGACAUUCAUUACGACACCAACCCAGCCCGAAAAAUUAUUGACUACUAAGUCUACAACAGAGGAAAGCACAAAGUUAACUACAACACCCACAACUGAGAGGAUUGUAAAAAUAAAACGGAAAAAGAAACCAAACAAAACUAAAAAUAAAGUUCAAAAGUCCAAAAGAAAAACUGUAUUGGACAAAAUUAAGAUAUAUUUAAAUAAAUUGCAGAAAAAAGUUACUAAAAAGAAAAAACAUAAGAAAAAUAAGAACCCAUCUACACCCAAUUAUAAACAAACAGUACAAAAAGUUACAACACCAAAUAUCCAUCUUUUUACAAAGCAACACUUUAGUGUUAAGAAGAAACCGGUACGAAAAUUGUCGACAAAACACCCUUUAAGAAAAGUAACCCCGAAAAUUAAAAGGAAAACUACUACAAAACGACCUCCAACAAAAAGUACAACUUCUAAACCUAAACAAAACAAAAUAAAACUGCAACUAGACCAAAUAAGACCAGAUACAAGAACAAAUGAUAUUCCACUACCAGUGACAGAGUCUCUGUCUGAAGAAGAUGCUUUGAACAAUCUGUAUACAACAGAUACAAUAGAAGUCGUUGAUAAAGUUAUAGAUAACUCGAAAGUUAAAAUAAUUACAAAUAAACCAGUUAAAACGUCAACAUUCGAAGAUUAUUUAUAUUUAAGAAAUCUCACUUUCGAUGGCGUCACAAAUAGUUCUACAAUUUCUACUACAAUAAAUACCCCUUCCACAUAUGUGUACACCCAGACUUCAUCUCCAUGGAUAUUUACGAAUUUGAAUAUACUGUCCACAACAUUAUCAACAAUGCCACCACAGUUAUCAGCAUGCUCCAUGCCUACAAAAUAUCGUGGUGCUAAAUGUAACGAAUAUUAUGAAUGUGUGAAAGUAAUGUGGGUAACCAGAUUGAUGUUAUUUAGGUGCAGACCAAGAGAAAGUUUUGACGCAGAAACCCUAGCUUGUACACCAAACACAAAUUGUUAUUAA
Diabrotica virgifera virgifera (western corn rootworm) is the source of this 1423-nucleotide messenger RNA. RefSeq lists its product as uncharacterized. NCBI's taxonomy places the organism in Eukaryota, Metazoa, Arthropoda, Insecta, Coleoptera, Chrysomelidae. Gene Ontology annotation, cellular component: extracellular region. Gene Ontology annotation, molecular function: chitin binding. The coding region runs from base 44 to 1423 and encodes 459 amino acids. The record is from RefSeq and is a predicted model, not a curated record. The transcript is spliced from 5 exons.